Colletotrichum spaethianum is the source of this 3003-nucleotide messenger RNA. RefSeq lists its product as uncharacterized. The transcript has a single exon. NCBI's taxonomy places the organism in Eukaryota, Fungi, Ascomycota, Sordariomycetes, Glomerellales, Glomerellaceae. The record is from RefSeq and is a predicted model, not a curated record. Bases 1 to 3003 code for a protein of 1000 amino acids.
AUGGCUUUACAAGAGCGCCCCAGCUCGAGCUCAUCGCCUAUCGACAUCGACAUCUCCUCGGCACAUAGGUCGUUGCUGUCAGCCACGGGGGCUGCUCUGAACUUCGCCGCCAGCUUUCACCGGGAUGCCCAGGCAUGCCGUGGCACGUUGGAGCGACAGCAGCUUUACGAGGUCUACCGUGACAAGAUCCUCGCAAUCGACGGUAUUGCGGCCAAUGUCGCCGCCGCUUUCCUGCCUUUCCUCCGCACUGUUCGCAGCCCCGAUAAUGGCAACCAUGAGCGCUGGGGCGAUUUUGACCGUCUGGCCCAGCGCGGCAAGAAGAUGCGCGACCGCGAGAGCCAGCAUCUGCAGCACCAAUCGGGCAUCAUUGCCGCUUGGGGGCUCGAAUGUUUCGAGUAUUACGACUGGCAUGCUCUGCCGUUACCACUUCUUCGCCAGCUUCACGACCUGGCCGUGCUUAUGCCUCGCUGGGAAGACGUUGUUGAACUGCUUAACUCCAAGAUGCUGGCACGCCACGAGCUCCGCGUGUUGCGUGGGAGGAACAAGGCCCUCCGGGUCGGUGAGCACUCGCCCGCGUCCAAGGUGCAGGCUCCGCACUCGCCCGUCGAACGGUCUGACAUACUCGCUGCUCUGGAAUGGGCGCAGACAAAGGCCACCUCUGCCGCUGCUCGCCGGGAAGUUAAGCAGUCAGCACGACGCAUCAACGGAACUCCGAUCCGCCAAUUCGGUUUGAAGCUCGAUAUCUUUGGUAUGGUUGUGCCGUCCACAGACAGCACUGUUGAAGACGACAGCGACCACCCUGUGGAUGGAAAUACCAAUCACAGUGACCAUAUCGGACGUUUCACCCGGCCAACGAAGCGAACCAGACUCUCAUCCGCCAGCCGCGAACCUUCCACCCUUCCAGCCACUGCGGCAAACCAUGCGGACCAGAAAACCCGUGCCCGCGGUGGAGCACAUCGUAUCACUCGCGGUAGUGCUAGCACCAGUACCGAGUCGUCAGAGCCAGAAGAAAAAGAAUUGUCAAAUAAGUCAGAAGCAGAUUCUGGGGACCAGGUUGCCAGGGACGAGUCCAGCGGAGAUGAAAUAUCAGCCCUGGACGAAGUGCAAAAGGAAGAAGGAGGAGAAGUCAAGAUAACUCAACCAGACCCACCGGAUCAGUCUGCCAUCACAGAAUCGAGAGGCGCCUCUAUUAUCUGCAGCGGCCUCACAAACAUGGAAAAGAAACCGUUUUCUGAGACGAGCGGUUCAAGAGAGAAAGAGAAGACAGCAAGUCUUAUAUCAUGGUCAGAAGAAGACGAGGCGAUGGUUUCCGAGGCAGAUGAUCAUGCGCAAGAUGCAGCCAGUCUGAAUAUUCCAGAACGAGGAGUCGUUCAGGAAGAUGAGUCUGAUAUAGGAGAAAGCAUUGCUGGAUCCGUAAACAUGAAAGAAGGGGCAGAGGAAGAUACUAGGGACACGAGCCAGGAUGAGGACACUCACAACACAGAAAAGGCCGGUCAGAUGGAAGCGAAGUGUAACGAAACAAGCGUAAAGGUGCCUACUUCGGGAUCAAAUACGUUUCUGGUAGAGAACCAGAGAGUGAGAUCAUCAACGUCUCAAGGCUCCAUACUACAGACGACAAACCAUCCGGUGGCAGACCGUACUAUAAGCACAUCAUACCAAGCCACCGCCGCGGUCUCGCGGUUAGGACAAUGCCAGCCUCUACCUGAUUCAAGCUCUGGUAGUAGCAUUGAGCGAGCCCCGGAGGCAGAAGCCACGCCAUUCUUGGACAACCCGGCGCCGGCGCCGGAAACACGGUCAAGUCCUGUGUCCCCUGAGGGCGGUUCGCCAGCGCAACAGCUGACGCUACUUCAGAGGCUACAGACGUGUCACAAUGAUACCAUUCGCCGUCUUGUCGAAGACCUAAGUAGGCCAAACGAACUUGAGGAUGUUGUCCACCAACGCCGUCUGCAGCUGAACUGGCUAGGUCCGCAGCAUUGGGCCCGCAUCUACGCCGAGCCAGAGCACCGUCUGGGUAGAAGUUGCGUGACAUCUCCUGAAGACGCCGACGUGUGGUAUCUGAGCUGGGAUUCGUUCCGUAAUUACGCCGAGUCCGGCCAUAUCUUCCGCCGGCCGGUCGUGAUCAAGCAGGAGUUUCAGGACAGCGGCACGUACGACAUUGUUGAUUAUGUCGACAUGCUGUGGCAACGUUUUCCCGAGCAGCAGGUUGACGUGCAAAACAGCAUGACAGGGACGUAUUCGUCCAUGAGUCUGGCCGAGUACUGCCUAGCCGUUGCCAACGUGGACCUGAGCUCGUCCGAUGCCGCUGCUGCCAUCAGCAGUGUCACGAACCUCCGUCGCUUGGCGCGGGCGGACGAGCCGCUCCUGAGCAGAUUGCCACGCUUCCGGCUCCUCUCGACGUUGGCAGACCGCGUCGCUGGCACUGUCGGCAGGAGCGGACAUUUGAUCAUGAACGACGUGCAGGGCUGUUUGGGUUUCAACCUGCUUAACUUUGCCGGCGCGUUCUCUGGGGCAUACGUGGACCCCCUAGUCGGCAGCUGGGCGCGCUGUCUCUCUGGCGUCCAGAUCGCGGCAGUCGCUACCGAUCUCGACGCUGAUGACUGGCAAAGGUUUUCUCAAGAGGGCCGCGACUGGUCGCCGAGGGGUCAAGGACGUCUGAUCGUUCUUGAGCAGGACGACGUGCUCCUCAUGCCGCCUGGCCUACGCGCCGUACGUGCUACGUUCGCGCCGGAGCCGUGUCUGAUGGAGGGCGGGAUGCUGUGGGACGAGUGCAGCAUCCCCGAAAUCCUAGAAGGGCUGCUUUGGGUCGUCGAUAACCGGGCGUAUACCGACGAGUCCAUACGCUUUGCCUUUCAACUAAUUUCCCUUAUUGAUGCAUUAGAGAAGUGGCUGGAUGAUGAGAACUACGUUGGCCGGCCCUCCAGUCAGGCCACGGCCACUGAGCGGAAUCAGACGGUGAAGGUCGGUAUCCGGUCACUACGCGCCUUAUUACGGCUGCCUCCAUAA